Messenger RNA from Cicer arietinum (chickpea), 2282 nucleotides. Its product is annotated as rhodanese-like domain-containing protein 6. The record is from RefSeq and is a predicted model, not a curated record. Lineage: Eukaryota; Viridiplantae; Streptophyta; Magnoliopsida; Fabales; Fabaceae.
AUGUAAAAAACUUAUUUAUGUAUGAUAACGUCGAAAACAGCGCCUCCCCUCCCUUUGAGCCGGCGGCAACAGAGCGAUCCAUAAACCCUCAACUCCGAAGCCAUGUCCAACGACAACAAAGACACUGGCCAAUACGGCGUUCUUCUCUAUUACAAGUACGUCGAUAUUCCCAACCUCAACGACCUCCUCACAUUCUACCGCUCCAACUGCUCCUCUCUCAACCUCCUCGGUCGUGUUCGUCUUUCUUCCCACGGCGUCAAUGUCACCGUUGGUGGUAGCUUAUCCUCUUUGCAACGACACAUCGAAGCCCUCAACGCGCUCAGUACCUUAUUUCAUGGCACUGAUUUCAAACUUGCAGCUUGUCAUCAACCAUUAAACGACGACGUUGCUAAGGAGUGCGGCUUCACUUCUCUCUCUAUUCGGAUCGUCAAGGAACUGGUUACUCUCAGUUCUCACCCACUAUUAAAGUCACCUGAAAUCUCAAAUGCUGGAAGACAUCUAUCUGCACUUGAGUUCCAUUCUACUCUUCACAAUGCUAAUAAGGAGACUAUGGAAAACGGGCUUGUUUUACUUGAUGCAAGGAAUCUGUAUGAAACAAGAAUUGGAAAAUUUUAUGCACCAAAUGUUGAAACCUUGGAUCCGCAAGUUCGGCAGUACAGCGAUUUUUCAUCAUGGAUAGAUGAUAAGAGUGAGCAGUUGAAAGGCAAAAAUAUCCUGAUGUAUUGUACUGGUGGAAUCAGGUGUGAAAUGGCAUCGGCAUAUAUUAAGUCAAAAGGUGCUGGGUUUGAGAAUGUGUUUCAGUUAUUUGGUGGUAUACAACGGUAUUUGGAGCAAUUCCCAGAUGGUGGUUUUUUCAAAGGAAAGAAUUUUGUUUUUGAUCACCGGAUAUCAGUUGGAGGUUCAGAUGCUAGUACAAUUGGUGCCUGCCUUAUUUGUCGCUGUUCCUUUGACGAUUACUCUUCACGCUGUAGAUGUACUUAUUGCAGAAUGCUUGUCUUGGUUUGUCAUAGUUGCCAGAAUGAAUCUGCACUGUACGUUUGUGAGCUAUGCCAAAAACAGGGCAAGGCUGUUGGGUCAAAGCAGUUAAUUGAAAAUGAUGAUUCAGAAAAGUCACUGCAAGGUGUUGAGUUCCAGAAUUUUUCUUCAGAUACUAUGCUGUUGGCUCAAGUGCCUAGGGGAGAUGACGUAACAACCUCAAGAAAACUGAGAAUCUUAUGUUUGCAUGGGUUUCGGCAGAAUGCUUCCAGCUUUAAGGGAAGAACAGCAUCGUUAGCCAAAAAACUCAAGAAAAUUGCUGAAUUUGUUUUUAUAGACGCACCUCAUGAAGUGCCCUUCAUUUAUCAAACACCCGUGCCAAUGGCUCAUGUGAAUGGUGCAUUAUCCUCUUUGCCAGCUAGUCCUCCUCCGCCUUUGGAGAAUUGCAAGAAGAAGUUUGCAUGGUUCGUGGCACCCAAUUUUGAUGGAAGUAAUGGUGUUGAUUGGAAGGUAGCAGAUGGUCCAUUCGAUCCACUUCAAUACCAGCAGCAAACUGCUGGAUAUGACAUUUCACUAUCGCAUUUAGAGAAUGCGUUCUCCAAAGAAGGGCCGUUUGAUGGAAUCUUGGGAUUUUCACAGGGAGCAGCAAUGACUGCCAUAAUCUCAUCACAACAAGAAAAGCUAAAAGGUAAAAUGGACUUCAAAUUUGUUGUCUUGUGCUCUGGCUUUGCUCUCAAAUUGAAGGAGAUGGAGUAUAGCCCUAUCAAGUGCCCUUCUCUUCAUAUAUUUGGUAAUGAACAUGGUCAAGACAGACAGAUAGCCAACCAAGCAAGCAAGGACCUUGCUUCUCUAUAUGACAGCGGUUGUUCUGUGAUCAUUGAACAUGACUGCGGUCAUAUAAUUCCUACCCGGUCACCAUAUAUUGACGAGAUUAAGGCUUUCCUUGGGCGGUUUCUGUAAGAGGUAUAACGGAAAACAUCUCACUAUUUGAAGUUUACAUUGUUAGUUUGUAACUUGAUAAGUCUUGUCUUAUAUGCACCUUGCCCAAAAAUUUGUACAAUGCCCUAUGGUUAUGCAGUUGCCUAAUUUAAACUAGUAAAGGUCACAGAAAAUUACUAGAUUGUACUGUGAGUUUGUAAUCGUUAUUAAGAAUGUUGUGUGGUUUAUAGAGUGGCCGAGGAUGCGCAUACAGCCAUUUAUCACUUCAUCAAGGGGCAGGGUUUGUAGUUGGCCACCUUUGCCUUGAAUUAGAUUAUUCUUAUGUUGUUUCUUGCAUGGAAAAUUUAACGCUUUGAGCAUUAGAGAUU